Molecule: messenger RNA, 1578 nt
Organism: Coccidioides immitis RS
Lineage: Eukaryota; Fungi; Ascomycota; Eurotiomycetes; Onygenales; Onygenaceae
Exons: 1
Coding region: 871-1236 (121 amino acids)
Source: RefSeq, a predicted model, not a curated record
GGGAGGACAUCACAAGGGUAAGGGCCCCUUAUUGAUGCGUAAGGGCGCCGGGUCCUCUAUCUCUUCACGACCGACUGGAGAAUUCUGUGCAAUCUGCACCAACCCCUCAGCAAAGGGCGCUAGCUGACGCUUCCACUCGGAGGAUGGAGCCCGCCCAUACAAAAGCGACUCCAAACCCCCUCGGAAUUCCACUAAGAACUGCAUGCAUUUAUUUUUAUAUUGCAGCCGCUGCUUCAACAUGUCAGAGCCAUGGUCCAUUUCACCAUCUCCAAGGGGUGCCGACAGUUAAUAUUAGCGACUAAAGGAUCAAUUUCAAACGUCCUUUGAUGCAUAUAAUAAUAAACAUACGAACACCCCCAGCUCUCGCAACUUUGUUUUUAGUCUUUUCUGCAAUAUCCCAAUAAUGCAAGCAUCUGUUGCGCAUUGCUCUGCUGUUUAUUUACCACAUGUGAGGAGAACGCCGAGUUGUCAGUGACUAUCGGGCAUUAGCACCAAAAAGGGACGUUGAAUAUCUCGGCAGCCUGAAGAAUCCCGUUCGCCGGGAAGCCCACCGCUCUUUGCUAUAACACCAGAGCUAUUCGUCACGGGGCUGGCCGUUUAGCCAGGUUCCCAGGUUCGAAAAUAGUCGAAACGUCGUCACGAGAACGAAGAUACUUGCAGAAGAACCACAAACAUAUCGAUUUGUUGCUUGCUCCCAAUAUCUGAAGCUUUUCCAUCAUCAAGCUGUUGCAGCAUCCCUAUUAAUAGUUCUCCCAACUCCACCUCAGACUGCCUGUUAAAUACACGCGUCACUGUCCAAAAUGCCGGGAUUAACGUCGAGGUUUAUCGAGCAUCUCGGUCCCGGAGAGCCACGCGCAUCCUCGGAAGCAGAUGUACGGCUCGAAGAGAUUCUUGCCGAGGAGUAUGGUCGUGUACACAGCUCCGGCUCGUCGACAAACUCUUCGGGCAAAGAGAGCAUGGACAAGGAGCGAUCAGAAGCCCGCAAGAAGAAAUCCACAUGGAAAAAGAAGAUCAAGAUCCCGCAAUUUGGGCGAUGAUUCAAUACUUCUUUGGUUAAUCAUAUUCGGCGACAAAGUUACGAUUAUGAAUGAGCGAUGCAUUUCUAACGAGCAAACCAACGACCACGAACUCCAUCUCUCAAAAUCCUUACAUGAUUCUUGCGCACAUAUUUUGACGCUAUUUCAUCACCUAGCACAUUUUAUGCACAGCAUCUCCUGUUUCCUUACACCCCAAUAACUUUAUGUCCAGAGCACGCAGCCUACCUUUUCUCUAUCUUUCCGUUGGCCAGCAGGUCAUGUUCUGAGCAUGUUGCGCCCUUUUUACCCGAUACCCUUAGAUCUGCAGCUCUUGUCUAUUUUCACUCUGUAUUUGUUUUUGCGAUGAUACCCCCUCUCCUUUAUGAUAUUCCUUCACGUGUCUAUCACCGUAAGCCCGGAAGCCGGUCCAAAAGUCCCCUGGAGUAAUGGCGUCAUAUAUUUGGUGGCUUCUUUACGUACGAUUUGGAACUGUUUUACUGGGCAGGUUUUGUUCUUUAGCAUAGUCCGCGCAGCUACGUACAAUUUCAGUUGGUUGAAAUUG